Prunus armeniaca (apricot) is the source of this 2229-nucleotide messenger RNA. The record is from the annotation of a GenBank genome assembly. NCBI's taxonomy places the organism in Eukaryota, Viridiplantae, Streptophyta, Magnoliopsida, Rosales, Rosaceae.
AUGAUGGAUGCUUAUUUACACGGGUCACUGAGACCGAAUCUAAUUCGUCUAGCAAACAUAAUAUGGGGUGAGGCAGGUGAGAAUGAUGAUCAUAUUGUGCCUUAUCCUGAGGCAAGUGAUGAUUAUUGCAACAAGAAGGAAUGGGGUCAAGAAUCUCAUACCAACAAGCCUACUGAACAGAAGACCCCUGUGGCCAAAAUUGACUUGCAUAGCAGUUCCAACUUUGACACCAUUGAAGGAAUUUCAACCUCUGAAUUUGGAACAGACUCGUGGCCUGAUUUAUCUUUAUCUGAUGUUGCCAAAACUGAACAGCAUUGCAUAGCUGAGACAAUUCAACUUGAUAAAGAUGGUGAAAAUUUUCAAAAUUCCAAUGAAGCUAAAGAACAAGGUGAUCUUGUUGACUUUGGGUGGGCUAACAUUGGAAGUUUUGAUGAUCUUGAUCAGAUUUUCAGCAAUGAUGACUCCAUCUUUGGCCAUGCAAGUCUUGGUAACACUGACGAGCUAUGGUCUUCUUCUAGAGAUGCAACUACAAGUCCAAUCAAAGCCUUUCCUGUAUCUUCAGACUCACCAAGUUUCACAUCAGGAGCACUAAGCAAUGCAUCUGAGAAAUUGGAAAUUAAAACAGAAUAUGCCCAGAAAGAUGACGAGUCAAUCACCCCUGGCUAUGGAAAGACGAAUUAUUCUGCAUCUCAUGGUCUGCAGAAUGCACAUGUGAUUCUUGAUCAUGUGGAAUAUGCUGGAGGUAAAAGUAAGCCCAUGGCAAAGGAACAGACAGAUUUGGACAUGGGAAAAAGCACUCUGACAAAUUCUUACUUGAUUGCUGAGAAUUCUUCUACCCCAAAUGAAAUAGCUAAUAAGGGUUCUAGACACAGAAAAAUUAUGAGGGGUCGCAGAAAGUUGGAGGAGAAAAGUGAGGAGAAAUCAUUGCAAGAUUUUUAUGGCACAUGGCCUUCAUCAAGAACCCCUUCCGGACAUUCUGAGAACCAAUUGGCACACUUCAUGCUACAAUCUUCUCCUUCUUCAGAGCUCAGCCAGAAGAGACAGCUUCAAGGACCUGAGUCUUUUCCAUAUCAACUUAUCUCAAACCAAUAUGUGGCCCAGUCUAUGUAUGGGAACCUCACUAAUCCAAACCAUGCUACAUAUGUGCCGUCUCACAUUCAGCCUGGGGAGUUGAAGCAUCAACAUUCUUUUUCUAGUUAUGAAGUUUCUCCUGGGAGUGAAAGGGCUAUAAACAAGUCAGCAGAUACUUCUGUGAAGCCUCUGACCAUGACUCCUCAAGAAAAAAUUGAAAAGUUAAGGAGGCGGCAGCAACUACAGGCAAUGCUUGCCAUUCAGAAACAACAGCAACAAUUUAGUCAUCAAAUCUGUAGUACCACUCAAAAAUGUCCUCAAGAAAAUAAAAUUCAGCAUUUUGAGAAAGCUGAUCUGGAAGUUGAAGGCUUUAGCACUCUUCCUUCUCAGGACCCAAACUCAUCCGCAGAACGAGAUGAUUCCAGUAUGGUUUCUGCAGCAGUUGAUGAUUACUCAACGGAGGAUACAAUACUUUACAGGCUUCAAGAUAUUAUAUCAAAGUUGGACAUCAAAAUAAGAUUUUGCAUACGGGAUAGCUUGUUCCGGUUGGCUGAAAGUGCAAUGAAAAGGCAUUAUGCUAUUGAUACUAGCAGUUCAAACAAAACUAGCAAGGAUGAGGAUGAAGUCGUUGCAAAGGAGGACACCAAUAGUCAUAACAGGCAUGGUAGGAUGCUAGAUGUCGAAACAGAGACCAAUCCCAUAGAUCGAAUCGUGGCCCAUUUGCUCUUCCAUAGGCAUUUGGAUUUAUCAGAGAAACAUACUGACGCACCUGAAUCACCUGUUUCUUCUAAGUUGACAUGUGAACACAAAGCAGGUUUAGUGAAUGUGUCAAAUGAAUGCUUGCCAGACAGUUUGAAGAACAAACAAUGUUUUCCUCGUCAAGGAUCUACAAAUUAUUGCCCAUUGGGUGAGCCCCAUUCUUCGGACCUGUUUAAAAAAAGUCCUUUGAUGGACAACUCAGAAAACGCAUCUAACAAUGGUCCAACACAUGGUGGAGCUAUGAAGGCUGAAGCCUCUCUUAAAUGGCUGUACGGAUUCACUGGUAAUGUGGAGAUUUUCUUUCAUUGUCAGCCAACCACGAUCUUCAUCAAGUGUGGUCAUGGAGCAUCCGGCAACACUAUUGAUGGGGAGUAUCCUAUAAAUGAAUGCGCUUCAUAA